GUGGGUAAAUCAGCUCUAACUGUUCAAUUUGUUAGCAGUACUUUUAUCGAAAAGUACGACCCUACUAUAGAAGAUUUUUACAGGAAGGAGAUAGAGGUUGAUGGUCAACCAUGUGUACUAGAAAUUCUCGAUACUGCCGGAACAGAGCAGUUUUCAUCUAUGCGUGAUUUGUACAUCAAGAAUGGACAGGGUUUUGUGGUUGUAUAUUCCAUUACGAGUCAACAAACUUUCCACGAUAUCAAGACGAUGCGGGAGCAAAUCGUACGGGUCAAAGGAACAGAACAAGUACCCAUCCUCCUCGUUGGGAAUAAAUGCGAUCUACAACAUCAACGGCAAGUAAGGACAGACGAAGGAAUUGCGCUUGCUGAGUACUGGUCAUGUCCUUUUACGGAAUGUUCCGCAAAGAAUAAUCACAAUGUGAAUGUGACCUUCGCCGAAAUCGUCCGCGAGAUGAACUAUGUACAAAAUAAGGCUCGAGAAAAUAAAGGUUGUUGCUCGAUCAUGUGA
Messenger RNA from Haemonchus placei, 507 nucleotides. Lineage: Eukaryota; Metazoa; Nematoda; Chromadorea; Rhabditida; Trichostrongylidae. The record is from the annotation of a GenBank genome assembly.